AUGUCCACGCCCACGAUUAUUGCAACGGAAAAUUUAGCUGAAGAAAUGGAAAGCUGGGGUCUUCACCAUGCAACAUACUGGAGUCGUAACCCAAGCUCUUGGGGUUGCUUGAGCGAUUGGGAUGUUCAAUUUAUUGAGGAAACUCCUGGUUGCACUAGAGACGAAUCACAUCGAAACCUUGGUAUUGAGCUUAAUAUCCUUCUUAAUAAAUUUCCAAGCACAAGUCGACAAUACUCGAAGGCAAACGCGUUGAAAAAGGCUUUGGGGAACUCUGAUGGAGAUUCCGCGAAUAUUUUGUUAUGGGAAAAGCAUCUCGAAGAAUUAAAAUCGAUAGCUAUUUCGGAUCGGGUACAUAGACGCACUAUCAAAAGUAUUACUAUACAAGAAGAAAUUGGACGAGCCGAAGAGCAGAUAUCAGAGAAAUCAAAAAAACAUAAAGCUAGCACGAAAGAAUGUGAGAUAUCAUCUAGUUCUUCCAGCAGUAAAAAUGACGAGAACUACAACAAGCAAGAAGAUGAUGAUGCUAUAAUUAGCGGGAAUGAUUUGAGAGAGGCAUCGGAAUCGAUGGUUGGAAAGGUAAGAACUCCGUUGACAGUAAACAAUAUCGGUCUAGAUCUUGUAGGUUUUUUGUCUAGUAACCAAUGUCUUCGAUCUGAAAAGGCAAACGAUGAACCGCCAAAAACACCUGAACACCAAAUUUAUCAAAAACAAGGUGACUAUUCCAAACCAUUCGCUUCAUGUGAAGAACAAUCUCAUGGAAUUCAUUCUUCGGAGAUUUCUCAAAAUUUGGGCGAUUCAAUUGAGUCAAAUGAUCACGACAGCGAUGAGGAUGAAUUUGGCUUAAAAGAUAUGAACCUCUUCAAACAAAGCAUUGGACAGCUCGAGGAAAUGGAAAUUGAGGUCGGAAAGAUUUUUUCAGAAGAGGAAUUAUCCGAAAUUGUUGAAAAAAAGAAAGAACAAAGUAUACCGGAAAUCGACGAAGAGAUUCUUGAAUACAUCGACACAUUUGCCAAGGAAGAAAUUAUGACCCACAUACUAAUUUUAUUUAUGACUACGGUAACUGAUUGGGUUCGAAUACUUGAGAUGGAACCUAACCCUCUCACUAUGGACAUGCCAGAAGCAUGGCACCGAAUCAAUGUCUGGAGAACGAUCGAUAUAAUGUUUUCCGAUACACCUUAUGUUUAUGUUGUUGGAGGUGAAAAAGCCGGGUUGGCCUGCUCAGAACGGAAAAACCGAUACAGAACCUUAGCAAACAUAGGACCAACCCAACGAAAAAAAAUCGGUAAAAAGGGAGAUGCAUAUGUCAGGACGAUUGGUUCAACAUCAACCGAUUGGGCGGGGUCAGAAGCUGGACAUAAAUGGGAUGGUCCACACGGCACCAAAUUAAUGAAAGAGUCUGGUCUAAGUUUACCGAGAACCCUUAAGGAUAUUUUCGUCCAUCUUGCUGGCAAGAUUGAUUUUGAAGAACAAAAAAUGAGAAAGCUGAACAUAAUUGGCUUUAUUCAUGCAGGUGCGGUGUUGAUGAGAGUCAGUCUUGAUUGCCCGGCCGGGUACAUUUGCCGGUACACCAGGAGAAAUCUAUUAGAAGUCUACGCGGAUGUAAACAACUUCGGAAGAUCUUUAGAUGUGUUAGUUGAAAUAAUACAUGCAAAGUUUUUAAUCCUACAAACGAUGAAGAUUGUGAAUGAUCUAGACGAUAAUAGUAAUGUUUCAAGAUGGAAACAGCAGAUAAAAUCAAAUUCAAAACGAUCUCUUGAUAUGCCUGAUGUCCAUCCAACACCAAAGAAACAAAGAAACGCAAAGACAAAGAGGUAG
Funneliformis geosporum is the source of this 1815-nucleotide messenger RNA. The record is from the annotation of a GenBank genome assembly. Lineage: Eukaryota; Fungi; Glomeromycota; Glomeromycetes; Glomerales; Glomeraceae.